GUCAUGUGGGCCGAUCACCUGAAAUGCGCAGAAGAUAUUCGGUAAAAUUCUUGCCGAAGAAUAGGGGCUGUGUGACGUGGAUUCGCAUAUAUAUUCACAUUAUUUUUUUUUUUCUAAUUCGAUUUGCAUUUAUUUUUGCAUGUCAUGUCUCCGGCCACGCUACUAUCAUACUGACAAAACAAUAAUCGGGGGAUUAACGGAAUGACGAAAUGCAGUGCGUAAUUGCUGGUGAAAAUCCGGGGAAUGUUUUCUCCUACGAAAUUUACAAGUGAUAUAAAAACCCGUCUUUAGCUUUAGCCAGCAAGAUAGCUAUUUUUUUUCUGGCUACAAGCGUGGUAAGUGGGUAGGUAUGGAGAACCAAGAGAGCUCAGUUAAUUUGGAAGCGAUCACUGCUGAUGAAAUCAAUAUGGACCCAAUCGGCAACACACAAAGAAGAGAUAUUUACGAAGUGCAACCAAGACGCAACAAAUCCCUUAAAUCAAUUGCGUUAAAUAUAUUAAAGUAUCUUCCAGAGGACAUUCUUCGUGAAGAGCCAGAUUUUUCAUCGAUUAAAUCCAACAACACUAUCCCGGAUUAUGGGCCGUGUGGAGAGUGUAGUACCCCCAUUUUGGCAGAAGAUCCACCUAGAGCGCUCGUUUUAAACGUUUGUGGCGAUAUGAUCCAUUGGACUUGUGCGAAAACAAUGUAUAAAGAUGGAACAUUACUUUGCUCAUGUGGUAAGGCAGAUAAUAGUGAUCCAUUAUUACCUUUCCAAUACAGCAUAGUCGAUUAUGGAGGUAGAGAAAAGAGCAGUAUUUCGGAAUCUGAGAGAUCCUCUCUUAUUAACCUUAGAAACCUUGGAUAUAAUAUCCUCAAAAGUCUCGAAGAUAAGACUGUUAGAGAUAUUGAUUUCCCAGAACUAGGUUCAUGCUCUGAAUGUGGCAAUGACAUUUUAAUGUCCCCUCUCAAGGCGUUCACAUACCUCAGUUGCGGACAUAUUUUUCACAGACUCUGUAUCGAAAAUAGACUUUUUAUUGGCACUCCAAGCGCAUGUCCAGCCCCCGACUGUGGAAAGAGUGUGGACAUCUUAGAUAAAGCUGGUAUCAUUUCCAAUCCGGAUCCCAGAAUGACCUCCCAAUCGAGUGGAAUUUCACCUUCAAUGGGAACGUUUGCCCUAUCUUCACCGCCUAUACGGAUGUUAGGGAUCGAGGGUCCAGUAACUCAGCAAGACAAAAGUACUUUGAGAUGCGCUAAAUGCUCUGAAGACCUUUCUUCGUCCCUCCCUCCUCUAGGCUUUCUUCGAAUCGCCCCUCAACCUCAAGGUCCUUCGAAACCGCUCGUAUAUUUAACCUGCAAGCAUAUUGUCCAUUACAACUGUAUCGAUAAUCCACGAAAGCUAUGCCCUAUAUGUCCAUCAACUAAUGAUACGGAAACUGAUGAUAUGGAAACUGACGACGAUGAAACAGUAACCAACAAUUUUGAAACCCAGGGCUCGAGUACCACGCAGAAUAAACGUACUAUGGAACCUGCUUCUACCGAAAAAUCAUCUAGCAAAAAGCAGAAGACCUUAACUAAUGUCGGGGAAUCACCUACUCUGAAAAGGCUUAUCAAGGAGUUAGCAACACCAAGCUCUGCAUCGAGUACCACUGAUACACAACCCACAAUCGCAGACCGAGGCAAUCUUACUGAUUUAUAUAAUGCGAUCCUUACAGCUGAAGAAAAAAAUAGAGCUACAAAUCAAGAGAUUAUUUUGCGAUAUUAUUCGUUUGGGGAAGAACUUGAAAAUAUGUUUGAUAGAUUCAAAAGUCUCCAUAGAGACCGUAAGGCUCAGAGAAUGCUCGUCAAAGAAGUUACAAAGCAACUCCCAAGCGAUCUAUCGAAAAAUACUAUUGAGAAAAGGAUAGAAAGAGCAAGAAAGAUUUAUGAUUUAUUUAGCACCAUUGGGUUUGAAAAGAUACAGCGGGUAAAGACCCCAGUGUCGCAUAUCUAUGGAUUAAGCUGGGAAGAUAUCGAUACUCUUGGAGAGAAAUUUAGAUAGGCUACUGCGCCACAGUCACGUGAUUUUCUGACGGGGCGUCAGAGAAUUUGAAAUCCAAAAUAUAUAUAUUUGAUAAUCCUUCCCUUUAGAUUAUUUUCGCCUGUCAAUUAAUUAGCUUUGCAUGUGCAUAUCAAAUAAAGUUUUGUUCACAUAGUGAACUUUUUCUCCUU
Molecule: messenger RNA, 2187 nt
Organism: Rhizophagus irregularis DAOM 181602=DAOM 197198
Lineage: Eukaryota; Fungi; Glomeromycota; Glomeromycetes; Glomerales; Glomeraceae
Source: RefSeq, a predicted model, not a curated record